AUGCUUGGAGUUAGCGGUCUGGAGAAGCGGGCCAAAUACAUCAUGCUGCUAGACAUAAUUGCAAUGGAUGACUGCCGUUAUAAGUUCCAUAAUAGCCAGUGGCUGGUAGCUGGAAAGGCUGAUCCCGAGAUGCCAAAGCGUAUGUAUAUCCACCCUGACUCACCUGCAACUGGCGAGCAAUGGAUGCAGAAGAUCAUCUCUUUUCAUAAGCUCAAGCUAACCAACAAUAUCUCGGACAAGCACGGAUUCGUGAUGACUUUUACUCCUGCACAAGUCACCCGCGGAGGGAAGCGUAUUCACGAAAAAUUGUAG
This is a messenger RNA of Protopolystoma xenopodis, 312 nucleotides long. The record is from the annotation of a GenBank genome assembly. NCBI's taxonomy places the organism in Eukaryota, Metazoa, Platyhelminthes, Monogenea, Polystomatidea, Polystomatidae.